Cladocopium goreaui is the source of this 1884-nucleotide messenger RNA. Lineage: Eukaryota; Dinophyceae; Suessiales; Symbiodiniaceae. The record is from the annotation of a GenBank genome assembly.
AUGGCCAUGGAAACUGGGCUGCUCCGCAGUACCGGCCCGCUUUUGUCGUGCAACCAAGCAAUUGUGCAGCGCGCAGAAGAGGAAGCCGGAGAAGUGGAGUGGUCGGAUGACAGCGAUGUUUCGGAAUCCGAGCUGGCAAAUGUGGUCAUGGAAAUCCAAGAAGUCACCAGCAAGAUGGCGCCCAAGUCCUAUGCCCAGCCCCAAGAAAAGCGUCAGCCCAAGUUUACCUCGCAGCAGCUGCAUGUGGUGCUGGUGAUUGAUGCCAGUCUAAGCAUGGGCAUUGAGGACACAAAUUUGCUGAUGGAUCGUAAAGGUUCUGAUGAUUCUGAUGUGAAGCUGCGGACAACGGUUCGCCGCAUCGAUGCAGUCUUUCACUCUUGCCAGUCUUUCUUUGAAGUUUGUCAGCCGGAAAGUGGCGAGGAUGUCUACAGCUUGGUCGUCUUCAACAGCCAAUCUCAAAUUGUCUUCCAAAGACUGUUGAAGAAGGCAGCGGCAACCAUGAUGAAGAAGGUUGGUGCCAAAGUGAACCCAAAGAGUGAGACCAAAUUUCAAUCAGUUUUUCAAGCUCUUUACAAACUCUUGAGUCAAAGCGCAGUGCCUGAAGAUGUGAGGGUGGUCUUCUUGUCAGACGGUAAACCCUAUGAGAAACGCACAGUUUUGACUCUCUUUGACAAGCAGCUCUUGCAGAAACAUCGCGCCAAUAGUUUCGAGUUGCACGCCGUGGCUUUCGGUUCUCAAUCGGAGCACUGGCAUCACUUGCGCUCCUUAGCAGAGGUCACGGGUGGGACUUUCCAAACUUCCUCGAUGGAGCCACUCCAGUUGCAUCAGGCCUUCACUUCCAUCGCUGCGACCAUUACGAGCAGCUCGGGUGACAGAUCCGCCACACCAUUGAGAUCGGCGGCAUUGGACAUUCCCUUUGACCCCCUGUGCCGUGAGACCAAAUGCAAACGACGAUGCAGAUUGAUCCAACAGAGGCACAAGAAGAAAAACAAAUGGACAUAUGUCGAUGAGGAAAUGGUGCUGGCGGAGGUUGUUUCAGUGACGGUGGACAUGAAGCCCUUCAACUUCGGAGGAAUGCGCCUGGUUUUUGGCAUGUGGGAUGCAUCGACAAAGAAUAGUCAGCAUCCAAUGGUAGCUAAGCGUCUCAUUCAGAAGCCUCAUGCAGAUAAAGAGGAGAUGCUGCACUUCUGUCGGUGCACAAGUAUCGCGAUUGGACUCCGAGAGAGUUUCAAACAAGCUUUGAAAAAGGUGAAUGUGGAGAUCAGCAUUUGGUUUGUUCCGUGCUACUUGUACGAAUACGAGUCAGGGUGUGGCAUAUCGUAUUUCGUGGGAGAGCAGAGACUGGAGGGACACUUUGUCAAGUUCAACGGAAACAACGGAUAUGUAAAUGAAGAAGCCAAGCUGGAGACGGAGACUGAGAUCUUACAAGCCCUGAGUCAUUACAGCUACUUUCGAAGCAAGGGUAGCAUUUUGCUCAUUGACCUUCAGGGCGUCAUUGACAAUGGUUGGGUGUUGCUCACAGAUCCGCAGCUUCAUUCUAGAACCAAGAAGUAUGGCCGAGCAGAUCUGGGGCUUGAGGGCAUAAAAAGCUUUUUCGAAAGCCAUCAAUGUGGUCCCACCUGCGAAAAGCUGCAGCUCCAGGAACAAACCACCGAGUUGUUGAGGCAGCUGCAGUUGGAGAGAGAUCGACGAUGCCAGGUUUGCAUGAACGCGGCCUCCAAGACUGUCUUGGAGCCUUGUGGGCAUUCCGCCAUUUGCAGAACCUGCGCUUUGCAGCUCCUUGAAUCCAGCAGUGCUUUGUGCCCGCUGUGCCGCAAGCCAUUCCAACGCUGGCGUGACGGCAUUUUCAGUAGCACCUAUGUUCCUACUGUCCGGAGGCAUUGA